Messenger RNA from Uranotaenia lowii, 3002 nucleotides. It is a transcript of the gene sac, whose product is annotated as dynein axonemal heavy chain 1. Gene Ontology annotation, biological process: microtubule-based movement. The transcript is spliced from 3 exons. The coding region runs from base 295 to 2970 and encodes 891 amino acids. The record is from RefSeq and is a predicted model, not a curated record. NCBI's taxonomy places the organism in Eukaryota, Metazoa, Arthropoda, Insecta, Diptera, Culicidae. Gene Ontology annotation, cellular component: dynein complex. Gene Ontology annotation, molecular function: dynein light intermediate chain binding; minus-end-directed microtubule motor activity; dynein intermediate chain binding.
UCAUACCCGGAUCUGGACUGGAGCACCCGGAGCUCGUCCGAGGAUCAAUCAUCUCUACUGAUUUUGGGAUCUCAGCUUACCCGCAAAACUUUGUUCGAAAGAUACCUGAAUCCGCGACUCUCUUUCCAUCAUUCCUGGGUGCCAACAAAAGUUUCCAUCAGUCAGUCCAUAAAACAUUACAUUGACGAUGACCACGAAGCUUCCGUUUUCGACGAUCCAAGUGAUUUGAAAAGUUUGCUAGUGGCGAAUGAUAUUUUUGUCGAAGAUUUCAUCGGGCUCGAUGAACAGCCGCAAAUGACCUCCGUCAAAUCGUUCUUGCCCCUGGAAUGGUUCGAUAACUAUGAAUUCGACAGCAGAUCAGAGAUCAAAUGGCUUUCCAUACCUAAUCUUAGGGCGUACGCACUGGUUAAUGGACCAAAUUUGAAUGGCUACGAAUGGCAAGAAGUUUAUGUGCUGGAUUACGACUACAGGAGCUAUUUGUGGACUGUGAUUAAUGUCGAAGGUAGUUGGGAGGUUCCAAGAAUCCGAUUAUUUAUGGUCUGCGAAAAUGCCUCCCAGUUUGUUGAGCGUAUCAAACAUGCACUGGAGAGUCGGAAAUAUUCGGAAAACUUUCUAAGAUUCUCCUAUUUGCUGCAGCUAGUAAAUGUUUAUGAAUAUUUUGAGCUACCGGACGCUAUUCAGAAUAGAGUGCGUAAGCGAUACGAUGAAAAUAUCGUUCAACACCUGAAAGACAUCUUUCGCCAGUAUCACAUCGGGCUGUCGUUGAACGUCUGCCUGUUGGAAAAUGGAUGGCUCAAUAUUGUUCCGGUGAAAAUAAGCAAUAAAAUGAAGAAACCCUACAUGGAAAACAAACUUCGACAGCUGUACGAUUACAAAACGUCAUUCGCGCUGAUUAAAAGGAUAUUUCUCUACUCAUCUUAUGAUGUUUUCGCUGCAAUGAUGGCUGUUCAUGUGGAAUGUGAAAUAGUUCGAAACAUGAUGAUGUUUGAUUUGCCAACUGAAGCUCCCAUAACAUUGGCAACGUUUAAGGAGAACAACAACUUUCAGCUAACGGUUUCGAUGGAUUACCUGCAAAACACGUGGAUUGAGCAAACGACUAUGAAGGUGUACGAAAACUUGCUGAAAACUGGCCGCGGUUGGUUUGAUGUGUUCGUCAACGAUUGGGCCAUCUUCCGGUUCACCAAACUGUUCCGUUUCAUUGAGCAGGCUCGGCAGCGAAUGCAGAUUGCCCUGAGAGAUCUGGUGCUGAGCUCAACGAAAGCUUACCUGCAUCGGCUGUGUGAUCCUUGUGUACUUGCUUUGAAAGUUCAAGAAGACUAUGUUUGGGAUGGAAACCUGAUCGAUUCUCCGUUUGAUGUGGGCAAACCUGCGGUGUUUUAUCUGCUUCUGGAGAUGGCUGAAGAUGCUCCGUUCUAUUCAACCAGUCCGAACGAAUUUCUACCGACCCUUUUGACUUUGUUUGAUGAAGCGGUGAUCAAUAGUCACAAGAUACCCAUUAUUGACCCUGCGAUGUUUGGGUCCCUGAUAUAUGCACCUCGUUUGUGUCUUUCUUCAAUUGGUUUGAAAAGUGAACAAAUUGGAAAAUGGAGGGAUCACGUGGAGCUGGCGUAUCAAAAGGUCAUCAUUCCGUUGAAUGGUUACGCUGCAAGGUAUGCCGAGUUCAGUGAGCUGUUUUUCACCAACGUUGUUGAAUACGUGAAAGAAAUUAAAGAAACUAAGACGUCGCUUCAGGUGAAAGAAGAAAUAUCCUUCCAAAUUAGGAUGAGGGAAAGUUUGGAGCGCACUGUGCCAAUGUCUAUCGUGAUUGGAUCGUUUUGGAUCGACGUGAAACCAUUGAGGACAGCAUUGAUCGAUAAACGUUUGGAGCUUACCGAUGCCUUACUUGUCAUGUUGACGGAAAGAUUGCGAGAUAAGACGACGGAAAUUUUGACAGAAUAUAAAAGUAUUAUGGAUGACAUGUGCCAGAAACCAGUUUCUAUCGAGCAUAUAGUCGAGAUUCGGGAAUUUAUGGAAAAAGUACCGGAUUUGGUCUUUGACCUGGAAGAUCGCAUGAAAACGGUUAUUUUUGAGUACGAGAUAUUAGAUUUCUUCAGAUAUGCUUUACCAGAUGGCGAUUUCUAUCAAAAGUGGGAUGCUCUUGCUUAUCCUCAAUCGAUACUGAAGCAAAUCGACAAAGUACACGAGUUCCAUGAAGGAGAAGUCGAUAAGUUCCGGAAGCAACAAGUUGGGGACGAAGCAGGUUUUGCUGGUCGCGUUGAAUCGCUUAAUGUUUAUAUUAGCAAGUUUACAACAAUCUACGAUAUUCAUAAGGUAAACGAAAUUUCUAUAGAAACGAAAAAGCUUUGGAAGCAGUUAGUUGAACUGGUUGAGUAUGGACAUACUUUGAACCUGCGUCAAGAACUUUUCGAAUCCCCACCAAUCGAUCUGUCAAGCUUGCUGGAACUGCAAGAAGGUUUUGUCAGUUAUAAGUCUCUCUGGACCUUGGCUGCAGAUUACGUAAAUGUCGAGGAAAGCUGGCGUGAAAAUCCACUGUCCAGUGUAGAGGUAGAGACAGUCCAAAAAAUGAUUAACCACUACAGAGAUUCGCUAGGAGAACUAGUUCCUCAAUUCGAUGAACAACCUCAGAUCAAAGAGGUCGCCAAAAGAUUUAUCGAUCGUAUAGAAUCGUUCGAAAAACACUUGGAGUUUAUCGUCUUGCUUCAACAUCCGCUGCUGGAACCUGUCCAUUGGAAUCAGUUGGCCAAAGCUGCAGGAAUCAAGGUGAAAAUUUCACUGACCUCUAGUUUUGAUCAUUUUCUGGAGCAUGGCAUUGACAAAUAUCAAGGCGCUCUACGGGAAGUGAUUCAAAGGGCCGAAGAACAAAAGGAAGAGCUCGAAAGGAAGAAGGCAGAAGAGGAAGAACUGAAGCGGAUUGAAAUGGAAUACAGGAGAAAACGAGAGGCUCGCAGAUUAAAAAGAACGGAAAUUUGAAUGUUUUUCCUUUUUUUUUAUUUGUUUAUUGC